AUGCCCCAGGUCAAGUACGUUCUCCUUGACUGCGACAAUACCCUCGUCCUCUCCGAGCGUCUCGCCUUCGAAGCCUGUGCCGAUCUCACCAACCAGCUGCUCGAAGAAUAUGGCAUCAAGGACCGCUACACCGUCGACUCGCUCCUCAAAGACUUCGUUGGUCAGAACUUCCGUGGGAUGUUGGUGGGACUGCAGAAGAAACACAAUUUCCAAAUGCCUCCGGAGCAACUAGAUGACUACGUUGGUCGGGAGCUGGCCGCGGUCACCGCCAAACUUUCCGCGAAGGCUGAACCCUGCCCCGGUGUCCCUGAGCAGUUGGAACGCCUCAGCCAAGCGGGCUACCCCAUGGCCGUUGUCAGCACCUCUGCUAAACCUCGCGUCGUAGCAUCACUGAAGAAGGUCGGCAUCGACAAGUACUUCCCCGACGAACAUGUCUACAGUGCCGCCACCUCACUCAACCCACCGUCCAGCAAACCCGAUCCCAAGAUCUACCUGUACGCCUGUGAGCAACUGGGUGUCAAGCCGGCCGAAUGCGUCACGGUCGAAGACAGCAAGAGUGGUGCCACGGCGGCCAUGCGUGCUGGUAUCCCCCUUAUCGCCUACGUUGGGGUCUAUGGUAUCGAAGAAGGCAAAGAGAAAAUGGAGCAAAUGGCCAAGCUUCUCACCGAGACAUGCAAUGCCGACGCCGUCAUGUAUGACUGGAAGGAGUUUCCCGAGAUUUUGAAGAAGCUCGAGUCCAAACUUUAG
This is a messenger RNA of Capronia epimyces CBS 606.96, 747 nucleotides long. Its product is annotated as phosphoglycolate phosphatase. Bases 1 to 747 code for a protein of 248 amino acids. The transcript has 2 exons. Lineage: Eukaryota; Fungi; Ascomycota; Eurotiomycetes; Chaetothyriales; Herpotrichiellaceae. The record is from RefSeq and is a predicted model, not a curated record.